Messenger RNA from Larimichthys crocea (large yellow croaker), 2057 nucleotides. RefSeq names its product kazrin-A-like. NCBI's taxonomy places the organism in Eukaryota, Metazoa, Chordata, Actinopteri, Sciaenidae. Bases 234 to 1256 code for a protein of 340 amino acids. Gene Ontology annotation, molecular function: protein binding. The record is from RefSeq and is a predicted model, not a curated record. The transcript is spliced from 7 exons.
UGCAGUAUGUUGGCAUUAACAUUUUGUUUUGUCAUUGCUCACUAUACCUACUACCACCUCUGCCUUCACUCACACCCUCAACUACAUCACCCACAUGUCCCCUCCCACCCCCCCUCACUCACCCAGACUCGGACAGCCUCUCCAGCCCCACUCGCCACAGCCUUAGCCUGUCAGACGGGUCAGAGGACCAGUUGGACCGCCUCCAGCAGGUGGAACUGGCCAGAACCACACCUAUGUCCCAGUGGAGGGCGGGCACUGUGCAGGCCUGGCUGGAGGUUGUCAUGGCGAUGCCCAUGUACAUCCGCACCUGCUCAGAAAAUGUCAAGAGUGGAAAGGUUUUACUUGGGCUAACAGAUGAAGACCUGGAGCUGGGUUUAGGUGUGAGCAGCUUAAUGCAUCGCCGGAAACUUCGCUUGGCCAUUGAGGAUUACAGAGAUGCUGAGAAUGGUAGAGGGCUGUCCAAGGCUGCAGAUAUGGACCACCACUGGGUGGCCAAGGCCUGGUUAAGCGACAUGGGCCUGCCUCAGUAUUCCCAGGCCUUUCACAACCACUUGGUAGACGGUCGCAUGUUAAACUCCCUGACACGUCGUGACCUCGAACGUCACCUUAACAUCAGCAAGAAGUUCCAUCAGGUCAGCUUGCUGUUGGGCAUCGAACUGCUGCACUUACUCAAUUUCGACAAGGAGGCACUGCAGGCACGCCGGAUACAGAGUGAGCACCAGAACAUGGAUCCAUUAGUAUGGACCUCUCAUCGGGUCAUCAAAUGGAUCAAAGAUAUUGACCUGAAGGAGUUUGCAGAAAAUCUUCUAAAUAGCGGAGUUCACGGAGCUGUCAUGGUGCUUGACCCGACUUUUAACACUGACACCAUGGCAACAGCACUGGGGAUCCCCAACAACAAGCACAUGGUUCGUCGACACCUUGUUGAGGAGAUGAAAACCCUGAUUGCCUCGGCCAGGACGGAUGCCAAGCAGGACUAUGAGCGUCUAGGCCUGGGAACGCCACCCACCCUCCUUCGUCAGAAUUCCCUGGGCAGACCGCCUAGUUCUACUGGCCGACACACUGAUGACGAAGGAUCUCUGAGGAGGAGGGCUGUCAAGCCUCCAGCAGGGUUCAGCCCCAAAGCCCGCAGUGGGCGGGACUUGAGCUGCCACAGCAGCUAUGGCUCCCUGCCUCGGGAGGUUCGAGACCAGACACCGCCCAGAACUGAGGGAAGCCCGAUACGCGCUUACACCAGCAUUGAGGUCACAAAUGUGUGAGGUCAUCAGAGUUGCGACAAAAAACUAGACAUCAGCUUUGUCACAGCUAAAUCCACAUUAUGGACAUUUGUCUUCCAUGUGCACCUGAACAUGGGAUGGUUAUUUGUUCUAAAUGACCUUUUAGCCUUUAAAGGACAGAUUGCACUUUUUAAACAGGGCAGGAUUCUUUUUUACAAGUUUCCUGGUUUGAGAAAAACUCACUGUGGGAAGGUGCUAUUUUGAUGUUUUUGAGGACACAGUCAUUUCACUUCCACAACAUCAGAAUCACAAGAUGAAGGACUCAAGCUAAAUCAUUAUUUUUCUAUUUUGUGUGUGUACAUGGUUCUUUGUGAACCGAGAUGUGACUUGUUGUUGUUGAUUAGUUGCUAUUGACAGACAGUCUGUUUAUCUGAGUGAAAAAAAAGACUGUUUGUAAAAUACAGGGUACUUUAUGAGAAAAUGAAAAGAAGUCAACUCAAUGCAAUGUAAAUUGUUUGUUUUAUUCAAUUCUGCUGUUUGUGAUGCCUUGUCAAUGGACAAAAAAAAAAAGAUUAACUGGAUUUUAAAUUCUGGAGUUUAUGUUUAAUAGUCAUUUUCCAUCUUACACAUUUACACAGUUGUGUCUAACAAAUGUAGCAUCCUCUUCUGAUGUUUUAUACUGUGCAGUAAACAUGGAAAAAUAUUUGAACACUGUCAGCAAAAGACGACUCAUGAGCUGUUUGUCCAUGAAAAGCCUAAGGGCUGAGAAGCGUGAGGAUGCACAUAUGUGAAAAUAAAAUAGUUCCUUUUAAAGAAAUAAAGAUGACAUCUAAUUUUUGGUGG